Molecule: messenger RNA, 867 nt
Organism: Sabethes cyaneus
Lineage: Eukaryota; Metazoa; Arthropoda; Insecta; Diptera; Culicidae
Exons: 2
Coding region: 1-867 (288 amino acids)
Molecular function (GO): catalytic activity
Source: RefSeq, a predicted model, not a curated record
AUGAAUAAUAAUAGUCUCUGUCGAACACCAGCUAGCAUCCCUAGUCCUGAGGCUCCCACUCAAGAGGUUGUGGCGUUUGUAAAAUACUGUAGAGAAGUCAACAAAGACUUUAUCAUCGGCUGUGAUGCCAACGCUCAUCAUACUCUGUGGGGAAGUACUGACAUCAACAAUCGAGGUGAGUGCCUUUUAGAAUUUCUCUCGUCAAACAAUAUCGAAAUUGCUAAUAGAGGCAAUGAACCAAGAUUCAUAAAUGCUAUCAGGGAGGAAGUCUUGGACCUGACCCUGUGCAGUCCAGUAAUUUCGGAGAAAAUACAGAACUGGCACGUGUCGGACGAAGCAUCGCUGUCUGAUCACAGGCACAUUAUUUUCGAAUGGGUGGGUGGCCUAGUGUCACAGGUCGCAUAUCGAGAUCCUAGGAAAACCAACUGUGAUCAGUAUGCGUCUGAGCUUGAAUCGAAAAGCCUCACUGCAAGAAUUACGUCGGCUCAACAACUUGAGUCGGCCUCAAAGGUCUUAAACCAAACGAUAGUCUCUACUUAUAACAGUUAUUGUCCACUUAAAAGGGUUACUUCAACUAGGAAUGUUCCCUGGUGGAACAGAAGACUCGAACGGCUUCGCAAAAUGACGCGAAAACUGUACAAUAGAGCAAAGAUUACUUCGGACUGGACUCAGUAUAGGAGAGCUCUAACCGAAUAUAGCAAAGAACUAGAACGAUCAAAAAGGAAAUCUUGGGUACACAAUUGUGAAAGCAUUGGAAGUACUCCAAUUGUGGCAAGACUUAACAAAACUCUUGCUAAGGAUCAUUCCAACGGACUCGGUACUCUCAAGAAAGAUGACGGUUCGUUCACAAAAUCUCCGACUGAAUGA